Messenger RNA from Trichoplusia ni (cabbage looper), 1461 nucleotides. RefSeq names its product holotricin-3-like. The record is from RefSeq and is a predicted model, not a curated record. The transcript has 2 exons. NCBI's taxonomy places the organism in Eukaryota, Metazoa, Arthropoda, Insecta, Lepidoptera, Noctuidae. Bases 317 to 748 code for a protein of 143 amino acids.
AAUAAAUGUCAUACAUCAUUGUAAUUAAAAACAAACAAGAGAACCAGAAGGGUUAAACCAGUUAGUUACAGAUUUACAGCAAUGUAAUGUAUGUUCAAAAUGGUCAGAGAAAUAACAUUUGGCUAAUCAGUAUUUGACAAUCUAAUCACUUGUAAACUAAGUAAUAAUUUGUUUAGGAGACCGAAGCAAAUGGCAAUUUUGUUCUAACAUUAAAAUCUGCUAUAUGUAAUGCUGGUUUAUUAAAGACGAUCAGUCUUCGUCAUCCACACCGAACUAACGUGGAGCCUUGAAGUCCGCCAGGAAACCCGAAACAACCAUGAUGAAAGCAUCCCUACUGCUGUUCGUUUUCGCGCUGAUCGCCGUAAGCCAAGCGAAUAACAUAAACAGAAAUCAACAUUCAAUAGCAAGAAAUAACGUAGCAGAGGACUACCAAGCCUUAGCAAAUCAACCUUACCAAAAGCCUUUCGGGGUUGUACCAACUGAAUUACCGGAUACUGAAGGUCGUUUCGGAGGCUACGGUGGCGGGUACGGUGGGGCUAUGGCACAUGCCAACGCUCACGCCAACGCCCAUGCUGGCGGCUACGUUAACGGUCACAUGGGGGGACACUUAGCUGGUCACAUGGGAGGUCACAUGGCGGGUCAUGCGGGCGCCUCUGCGAACGCUGCCGCCGCUGCUAACGCCGGCGCCUACGGCCAAGCAUACGGAGGCGGCUACGGCACUGGCUACGGCGGCGGGUACCUCGGUUAAAGAUCAGCAUUUCUUUCUUCCAAAUUAUUUUAAUCGCAAUAAUAAGUAUACUUCAAUUUAAAACAAUUGGCGUAAUGUGUAUAUAUUUCCACUUGGACACUGUUUUAUAGUAUUUUUAUGUUGUUUUUUUGGCAUAGACUAAAUUCCGUUUGGAUUAUAAGUUAAUAAAUUUAUUUAUGAAAUUCAGUUUGCAUUUUUAUUGGGAAAUGGGUUUUCUCAUGACACAGGUUGCAUAUAAAAUAAUGAUACUGAAGUUGGACACAUUAGCCUUUUGUUUCUUACUAUCGCACGUUGAUCUUGGAUUAUUUAUUUAAUAACUAUUUUAACCACUAGUAUAUAGAUGUAUUCUGAAAUGCCCAGUCUAAUGCAUUGUAGGAGUCAGGUAGAACCAGGCUUCACCCACGUGGGUACCUGACCUCACCUCUGCCUCUAUCUUUUAACAAACUCGUAUAUCGCGACCUAUGAGCCUCUGUUAAUCCAGAGCAUUAGCUAACUCCUUGCCAAAUUUCACCAAAAUUUUUAAAUAAUAAGUAAACAAUAAGCUUAAAGGUAAGAUAAGAUACGGUAAGAUGGAAAUUCGAGACCAAUGUAGAACGUCGUGCGUCAAGAUGCACUUUUUAUUAUUUUUUACAACAAUUACUUGAUUUACAACAUUUAUAUUACAUUUUACACCAUUUUAGCUCUAGAAUAAAAUCGUAGGGUGGAAGAUACCG